CGAAUUUCCACUUCCCGUUCCUUGAUGAAUCGGGCAUCACGGAUCACGUUGGCCUAGGACAAGAUCUUGCGAAGAAUGAGCCCUUGUUCAUCGUCUCUAUAAUAAUACCCCGAGGGUAUGCGAUCAUGGGAAGCCUAGGUGCUUCAGGUGCGUCGGAGUCGACAGACUUCGCCAUGAAGCCCGCCGAGACGUUUCCUCUCACCGAUGAGUGCCACCACUACCAAGGGAAAAACGAGGUGCCUUGGGAUAUCCAAAAGUACUUUUCACAGAGAUACUCCAUUUUCUCGCUAUAUGAUGAAGGCGUAUACAUGACCGACGAUGCUUGGUUUGGCGUCACGCCUGAGCCGGUGGCAAACCAAGUCGCCAAUGACAUGUAUGGCACCGAGGCACAAAAGCACAUACUCAUCGAUGUCUUUGGUGGCGCUGGAGGAAACAGCAUUGCCUUCGCCCUCUCCGGACGCUGGAGUCGCAUCAUUUCCAUUGAGCGCGAUGCCUCCACGCUCGCCUGUGCCCAACACAACGCAGAAAUAUAUGGCGUCGAUCCCGGCAUCAUCACUUGGGUUUACGGCGACAGCUUCGAGUACAUGGACAAGCUAGUGAACCACCCAGAGGAGUUGCAUCCCGAUCUCAGGCCAGAUCUCGACGCGACCGUCUUAUUCGCAAGUCCACCGUGGGGCGGCCCUGGCUACCGUACAGAUGAAGUCUUUGAUCUGUACAACAUGCAGCCAUACAACCUCGACGAUUUGCACAAGGCGUACCGGAGACUAGACCACGCCCUCUUCUUGCCACGAACAAGUGACAUCCGACAAAUUGCGAAGCUAGCGCCUGGGGAGCGGAAGAUUGAGGUGGUCCAGUACUGCAUGGAGGGCGCAAGCAAGGCUUUGGUUGCUUACAUGCCUGGAACCUCCUCGGCAAAUUCUAGCAAGUGAAGGCUUUGUCGCCCAAGACAUGUCCAGGCCAGGGAGUCCCGGCACUCUCAUGCCCAGCACCAUAAUCAAUCCCCGACCACCAUCAGGACUCAGACUUCCCUACUUCCUACUACCUAGGAUUGUCUAGACGAUCCAUCAAACUCAGGACUGUAUCCGAGUCAAUUAUUCCGGGUCCAGACAAAUUUGGUGAGCAAGAUUUGUACGGCAGAGCCAAUGUUUUACCUGUCUGUUGGCGAUGCCGCUUCUGCUCAGGGCUCAGCAUCCAAAACCUCUACAUCGAGAGCAAAUCAUAUUUUAACUAGCAGAUUCUGUUAAUAAAAGCGCUGACCAUA
This is a messenger RNA of Ilyonectria robusta, 1261 nucleotides long. RefSeq names its product RNA cap guanine-N2 methyltransferase-domain-containing protein. The record is from RefSeq and is a predicted model, not a curated record. Gene Ontology annotation, molecular function: RNA cap trimethylguanosine synthase activity. Gene Ontology annotation, biological process: 7-methylguanosine RNA capping; 7-methylguanosine cap hypermethylation. The transcript is spliced from 3 exons. Gene Ontology annotation, cellular component: nucleus. Bases 126 to 929 code for a protein of 267 amino acids. Lineage: Eukaryota; Fungi; Ascomycota; Sordariomycetes; Hypocreales; Nectriaceae.